ACCACAGCCUUGCUUACCACGAUGUAGGUUACCAUGACAACGACGCGGGGCGAUCGGUCACCACGUGCGCGUGUGGGGACAGUGUGGGGGUUAUGGUGUGGGGAUUCGUAUUUAUAUACACUGGGGAUUUGCAAAAUGCAAUGGCCUUGGAUUCGCACGGGUUUCGAAUCCCAAGGCUCUAAAUAUCUGUCAUUCUAAUACAUCGAAUCUAAAGUGUAUUUCAAUUUAUAGUCGCCAUGGAAAAGUGAAGGCCCGGGGACUGUCUGCAAUUUGCAUCAAUAAAUAGGCGUUACCGGGCAGACGAAGGGAAGCCGGAGGAUGGACGAGCCGUCGCUGUUCUCAGAGUUUCCGUUUCUGGUCCGGCUUCGCUCCACCGGCGGAAUGGUGCUGAAAGGUCAUCUGGUGGCGGGGGGUCGGUGGUGGCCGCUGGUGGUGAGUGUGCCGCACUACCCGGACCUGCGCCACCUGAGGAUCACUACCAAUACGGAGAGCCCGGCGGAGCAGCCCGAGUCGCCGGAUUUGUCUCGGUGCAGUUCGGUGUAUGAAGCCGUCAAGCUAUAUCGAGACAGCCUGUCGUCCCGGCCGCCGCCGCCGGACGAUGGCGCCACCAUCGCUGACGAGGACGACUCGGCUGUAUCCGCUCUGCGCAGUCACAUGACCGUCCGGCGGCAGCUGCGCGAGCUGGGUACUCGUCACGUGACUGCCUCGGCCAGUGACCUCAGCUGGGUCACACUCAGCACGCUGGACCGCUCGGCCCGGCGGCACGCGAUGACGCUGAACCUAGCCGCCGACUACCCGGCCUCGUGUCCGCGAAUCUCAGCCGACCUGCCGGUCGAGCUCACCGUCUCCUGGCACAAGGGCAGCACUCUGCUGGACAUCUACCAGCGUUUUGAGGAGGCCGUGGACAAGUACCAGGACUUUUGGACGGCGCUGGACCGGCUGGACGCUCAGCUAUGGGUGGUGGACCCCGAGAGCCCCUCCAGACGAGACACCCGACGGCGCAUCGUCAUCAGCGGUCAGCUUUCCCUGGAGGUGACUGUGGAUCCUCUCUACCCGUCGUCAGUGCCCGGCUGUCGGUUUCUGGGAGCGGAGACGGCCGCCGCCGCUCUUCGAGACAAACUGGCCAGAGAGAUUGACUCGUGGGACGAGUACGAGGGUCUGGUGGAGAACCUCGAGCGGCUGCUCUCCGUCGAGUUCGUGCGUCGUUCGGCGGCCGGCGUCGGAGGGGAGGCGGCCGGCGAUGGUGGCGCCAUCGCGGUCGACUGCGGCAUUUGUUACAGUUAUCGGUUGGAGGGAGAGACGCCAGAGCGGUGCUGUGACGACGCCCGCUGCGGCCAGCCGUUUCAUACGUCCUGUCUGUAUGAGUGGCUCCGAGCGCUGCCUAGCACUCGGCAGACGCUGCGCACGGUGUUCGGCGAGUGCCCCUACUGCUCCACGCCCAUCUCCUGUGAAAUACCAUCUGGAUGAUGGACUGGGACUUCGUUCGGUCGGUCAUCAGCCUCUCAAGUCAACGACAUGUGAUCGAUUCUCGAUAUGCCUGGCUGUCUCGGUCAAAGAUCGGCAGUCAUCUGCCCUAUCUUCAGACGUGACCAUGUUGUGGUAACUGUUGUGGGAGUGGCGUGAUAAUAUGCAGCAAACAGUGCACCCAAAUACAGUACGAUGUAAUGCAAAACAAA
Amphibalanus amphitrite is the source of this 1676-nucleotide messenger RNA. Its product is annotated as E3 ubiquitin-protein ligase FANCL-like. The coding region runs from base 319 to 1467 and encodes 382 amino acids. Gene Ontology annotation, molecular function: ubiquitin protein ligase activity. The transcript is spliced from 11 exons. Lineage: Eukaryota; Metazoa; Arthropoda; Thecostraca; Balanomorpha; Balanidae. The record is from RefSeq and is a predicted model, not a curated record. Gene Ontology annotation, biological process: protein monoubiquitination; interstrand cross-link repair. Gene Ontology annotation, cellular component: nucleus; Fanconi anaemia nuclear complex.